AUGGAUUCAGCAACUUUACAUUUAGAUAUUGACUAUGUUGGAUCGAGUGGGAUUCUAUUAAGCACCGAGCAAAAGACAGCUUUGCAAAACUCACUCUUAAUCCUCAAGCAUCAAAAUAAGUUUAAGAAAGUUGUCUUUUGGGGUAAGAUAACUGGUUGCAGUAAAGAUUAUUUUGUUGCACAAGGAGUUGGCAAUGAUGAAAUGAAAGAAAAAAAGACGUUUUAUAGUUUGGACUGCUCUAAGUGGGCUCUAUUACCGAUUGCAACCGAUGAAUUGAAGAUACUAUGCUCCAGAAUCAAAGGUCGAUUUGCUGGAGAUCCAUCCUAUGAAUAUGAACACGUCGAAAUAAGGAAAGUUCCUGGCGAGAAUGGUGAAGAAAAUGAAGAAGAAACAACAAUCGCUAUUAGAGAAGAAGAAAGACUGGCAGUAACGAUCGAUGCAAUCGAUCGUGAUGUUAAAAUAGUUCCAAGGGGGGCUUAUGUUAAGCUUCCGACUGGUGAAAUUCAGUCGAAUCCUAGUUUUGAAGGUCUUUCAACUUCAAAUGCGGCUAAGUUGACAUCAUAUUUUCAUUUCGAUAAAUCUGCCAGCUUAAACAAGAGAAACUUAAUGCAAAAGGCUUCUUUCGAUAAAUCAUUGGACUUUCUUGGCGAUAUAUCAGAAGAUGUUCCCAAAGGUUCAUGGAGUGUUCAGUUUGAACGUGGAGAUGCUGUAGUAACAAUUCGAAGUUUAUUAUGGAUUGGUUAUGUAUUCUAUCACAUACCUGAUACUCGCUCAUAUGGACAUGUUUAUGUCGGAAAUGGAGAGAUAAACUUGGAUCUUUCAUUUAUGCUUUAA
Molecule: messenger RNA, 834 nt
Organism: Trichoplax adhaerens
Lineage: Eukaryota; Metazoa; Placozoa; Uniplacotomia; Trichoplacea; Trichoplacidae
Exons: 6
Coding region: 1-834 (277 amino acids)
Biological process (GO): cilium movement involved in cell motility; axoneme assembly; motile cilium assembly
Cellular component (GO): radial spoke; axoneme
Source: RefSeq, a predicted model, not a curated record